This is a messenger RNA of Planococcus citri (citrus mealybug), 800 nucleotides long. RefSeq lists its product as uncharacterized. The record is from RefSeq and is a predicted model, not a curated record. NCBI's taxonomy places the organism in Eukaryota, Metazoa, Arthropoda, Insecta, Hemiptera, Pseudococcidae. The transcript is spliced from 2 exons. Bases 200 to 709 code for a protein of 169 amino acids.
GCUGUUAGGUGCCUAUUUUGGCGAAGGUCAGUUUUACCCAAUCAGGCUGAAAUUUCAGAUCAAUCAUGAUGACCGUACUGAUUCGAUUUUUUUUUUGGAUAAUGGUUUGCGUUGCUCGUAUAAAAGAGUUAUUUUUUGGUGAUAUUUUUUCAAUUGUUAAUCGAAAGUGAUUCGUGUACGUAGAUUUACCUGCAUCAAGAUGUUCUUCAACGUGAAAAAAUCGGUUUUAGUUUACUUCUGCGUUGUUAUUGUUGAGGAAUUAUGCCCAGCAUCAGUCUGCGGACAGUUUCCAUAUCCCGGAGUAUUCUACCCUCCUGGACCUCCUUUCACCUCGUCUCCGGCAAUGCACGCUCCGCCACCUCAGUUUCCGUUUCCUUUUCCAUUCUACCCUCCACCUGCUCCAUACGUUUUUGGAUCACAGUGCUUCGCAGCAGAUCCUCGACCAUUAGCCGAACAAUCACAACCCCCUGUCAGAAGCAACGUCAACCUUAAACCUAGAAUUGUGAAGCCUUUGAGGGUACCAGGUUCAAAUCCGAUCAUCUUGCCCAAUCGAGUGGAUUCGAAUAGUCGUCCGAUUAUCAUAUCGACUCGAUCUUCUCGAGCACCUCAUCAGGAGCCCACUUUACUUUCUCCGUUUACGAAUUUGGUCCAUACGUUUUUGAAGUCAUUGGCACCGAGGACUUGCGAUUGUGAUGGUGAUUUCCGAUAAGGAAGAGGAUUCAAGGAGCGUGCGAAUAUUCAUGUUUCAAUUACAAAAUGUACUUAUUUUAAGUAAGCGGAUUAAAUUAUUAUUUUUUGUA